UGAUUUAUUUUUGUGGACAGUUUGGGUAAGGUAAAAAAUCUCUCUUCUCCUCUUCUUUGGGUGUACUCAAUUUAACUCCUUGGUUGUAAAUUUACGUUUUCCACAAGAUGGUGCUAGAACAAAGAAACAAGAGUAGGCGAAAGCCUGAUAUCGCAAUCAUAUAGCAGCCCAUUUAGAGCAGUGUUUUGGAAGUUGAUAAAGUCAAGUGUAUGGUAAGAGACCAGGCACACAAAAAUGAGUAUAGCCUAUCAUUUGUAUUUUUAUUGAAUAGUCCUGCGCAUGAAGUCUUGCCAAAAUGCCACGAACUUGGAUGACCGCCUUGUUAAAGCUGCUGAGUAUAAAAAGAUUUUGACAAGGACAGGGGCAUAAGAUAGUGACCCUUCCCCUGCUCUGUGCCCAAGACUGCGGAACCUUUUAGAAGCCGGGAGUGGGAACUGCAGACAUGGUCAAGAUAGAGCUUGCACCGUUGAAUAUCCCAUUCAACCGACGUUUACAGACAGCUGCAGUUCUUCAAUGGGUCUUCUGCUUUCUCUUUGGAGCGCAGUUUUGUUUUUGUGUGUAUGUUGUGAUCGUGUUCAAUGGAUACUGGCACGUGGCUGCUCUGUAUGCCCUGUGGCUCUACCUGGACUGGGACACACCUCAGGCUGGGGGCCGCAGGUCUGACUGGGUACGCCACUGGACCGUGUGGAAACACUUUGGAGACUAUUUCCCCAUCCACCUGAUUAAGACAUGUGACCUAGACCCAGAAAGGAACUACCUGAUGGGGUUCCAUCCUCACGGAAUCCUGGUAGCCGGAGCGUUUGGCAAUUUCUGUACAGAAUACACAGGUUUCCAAGAGCUCUAUCCAGGAAUGACUCCUUAUCUGCAUACCCUCGGCAUCUGGUUCGGCUUCCCAUUCUUCCGGGAGUACCUUAUGUCCUCAGGGGUUGUUUCUUGUUCCAAGAAGAGUCUUACCCAUGUGUUGAGCCAGAAGGGAGGGGGCAACGUGUCAAUCAUAGUGAUUGGCGGGACGGCAGAGUCCCUGGAGGCCAGGCCUGGGAGCCUCAUCCUGGAGGCCCUCAACAGGAAGGGCUUUGUAAAGAUUGCUCUCAGGUGUGGGGCUCAUCUGGUGCCAGUGUUCUCCUUUGGGGAGAAUGAUCUGUUUAAUCAGCUGAAGAACCCGAAGGGCUCCCUGGUCCGUACCAUCCAGGAGGGCAUGAGGAAGACCCUGGGCUUCAGCCUGCCUCUGUUCCACGCUCGGGGGGUCUUCCAGUACAGCUUGGGCUUCAUGCCCUUCAGACAACCCAUCUACACCAUUGUGGGAGAGCCCAUAGUGGUGGAGAGGAACGUGAGCCCCUCAUCAGCUGAGGUAGACAGGCUGCAUGGCUGUUACCUGGAGGCGCUGGCUAAGCUGUUUGAGCAGCACAAGGCUGAGUACAGGAUCCUAGAGCACCAGCACCUCAUCUUCACCUGACCAGACCAAAUUAAGUCAGAUAGCACUACACUGUAGGAUUGGACCAUUCAACCAGCUCCUGACCAAUACACACUGAUACAGACUUUCAAACAAACAUAGUGCAAACAUACACAAAAGCACAUAUGGGAAAUGGACACGUGCAUGCUUGCACACAUGUACAGUGAACACCCAUAUA
This is a messenger RNA of Oncorhynchus mykiss (rainbow trout), 1628 nucleotides long. Its product is annotated as 2-acylglycerol O-acyltransferase 1. Gene Ontology annotation, cellular component: endoplasmic reticulum membrane. Gene Ontology annotation, biological process: triglyceride biosynthetic process. Lineage: Eukaryota; Metazoa; Chordata; Actinopteri; Salmoniformes; Salmonidae. Gene Ontology annotation, molecular function: diacylglycerol O-acyltransferase activity. The record is from RefSeq and is a predicted model, not a curated record.